AUGUCGGCCCUUGAGGCGCGCGAACUCAAGCAGCAGGGGGCCAUCGAGGCUGCCCAAGAUCCCCAGAGCCUGGUUUCGGCUGAGGAUGCCGAAAGGGUUCUGGUCGAGCAGGCCAAGAGCGCCGGUGUUCCUGGCUUUUCCUUUGAUCCCAACGCCACUAUAGAAGAAAAGCGCGCUCAGGUUGCUGCUGCCAUCCCUCCCGGACUUCACCAUAUUAGACAAAACAAAGCCACGGCGAUCGUAACCGACGUCGAUGACGGUACUGGCCCAGACGAAGAGCUCCCGGAACCGACUAAAGCGGGUGCCCUCGACGUGGGCAAAGAUGAACAACACAAACUGGCCAAUGGAACUUUGGAGCCUGUGGAAGAAGAAUUCUCGCGAACUGGCUGGGCUCCUCGAAUUGGAUGGCCUGCCGAUAGCACACUCGCUGGCGAAAGUCUGCUCGACCACACCACAUGGGUGGAUAGCCAACUGCCGGAUCAUCUAUACGGAGAUUGGUACCACAACACUGGCGUCAUCAUUUUUGCCUGCAUUGCUUCAUGGCUGGUGGCAGUUUUCGGCGGCGGCCUCGGUUGGGUCAUUAUGGUCAUGGCAAUCUGCGGUACCUACUACAGGACUUCUCUGAGACGAGUGCGCCGAAACUUUCGCGAUGACAUCACCCGAGAGCUUGCCCUCAAGAAGCUAGAGACUGACCACGAGUCUCUCGAAUGGAUAAACUCCUUCUUGGUCAAGUUCUGGCCCAUCUACCAGCCUGUCCUCGCUCAGACCAUUAUCAACUCCGUCGAUCAAGUGCUAAGCUCCGCAACGCCUGCCUUUCUUGACAGUUUGAAGCUCAAGACGUUUACAUUGGGUACCAAGCCUCCUCGAAUGGAACACGUGAAAACGUACCCCAAUGUGGGAGACGACAUUGUCCGAAUGGACUGGAAGUUCAGUUUCACGCCUAAUGAUACUGCCGACAUGACUGCGCGACAGGUCAAGAAUAAAAUCAACCCCAAAGUCGUGCUGGAAAUCCGAGUCGGAAAAGCCAUGAUCAGCAAAGGCCUCGACGUCAUCGUAGAGGAUAUGUCUUUUUCCGGCAUUAUGCGAAUCAACAUGAAGCUGCAGAUUCCCUUCCCCCACAUUGAAAAGAUUGAAAUGUGUUUCUUGGAGAAGCCAACUAUUGACUAUGUUUGCAAACCUCUCGGUGGUGAAAGCUUCGGCUUUGACAUCAACUUCAUCCCUGGUUUGGAGAAAUUCAUUUUGGAACAGAUCCAUGGCAAUUUGGCGCCCAUGAUGUACGCUCCUCAUGUCUUCCCCAUCGAGGUCGCCAAGAUGCUGGCUGGGUCGCCAGUCGACCAGGCUGUCGGCGUGCUCGUCGUGACUCUCCACGGGGCAUACAAUCUCAAGAACACUGACAACUUUGCGGGCACUGUUGAUCCCUAUGCGAUUCUCACUCUUAAUGGCCGCCAAGAGCUUGCACGAACCAAAGUUGUCGAUGACAACGCCAACCCCAGAUGGAACGAAACACAUUACAUCAUCGUCACAUCCUUCACCGACACUCUCAAUAUCCAGGUCUUUGACAAGAACGGCUUCCGCAAAUCCAAAGAACUGGGCAUGGCUACCUUUCCUUUGGAGAGAAUUGAGGAUCUUCACGUGUACGAGAAUGAGCGUCUCGAGGUUCUUGGUGGCGGCAAGAGCCGUGGUGUCGUCUCUUGCGACCUCCGCUUCUUCCCCGUCCUUGAAGGUCCGAUUGGCGAAGAUGGCAAAAAGGGGCCUCCGCCGGUUUCCAAUCAAGGUAUUCUGCGCUUUACUGUCGAGCAGGCCAAAGACCUGGAUGGCACCAAGAGUCUUGUUGGCCUCUUGAAUCCCUAUGCCGUCAUGUUCCUCAAUGGCAAAGUUAUCCAUCAGACAAAGAAACUCAAGCGAACCAAUAACCCCAUCUGGGAUAAUGGAUCCAAGGAAAUUCUUAUUACGGAUCGCAAGAAGGCUAAACUCGGUCUCACUAUCAAGGACGAACGAGAUCUGUCCUCUGAUUUGACACUCGGCAAGUACCAGAUCAAGCUCGAUGAUUUAUUGGAUUGCAUGGAACAGGGCAAAGAGUGGUAUGAGCUCUCAGGAGCCCAAACUGGCCGAGUGAAGAUGAUGGCCCAAUGGAGGCCAGUGGCUAUUUCAGGUGUUGCUGGCACCGGCGGCUACAUGACUCCGAUUGGUGUUAUGAGACUCCAUUUCAGGAAGGCGAAUGAUCUCCGCAACUACGAGGCUUUUGGCAAAUCUGAUCCAUAUGUUCGAGUGCUUCUUUCUGGUAUUGACAAAGGACGAACGGUAACUUUCAAAAAUGACUUGAAUCCCGAAUGGGACGAGGUUCUCUAUGUGCCGGUUCAUUCUGCACGAGAAACGCUCACUCUCGAGGUCAUGGACGAAGAAAAGCUUGGAAAAGAUCGCUCCCUCGGACUGUGCGAAAUUUCUACCGCUGAUUUUGUUCAGCAGGAUGAAAUUGGCGAGUAUCUCAUCAAUGACACAAAGCGCGUUUUCCAAAGCGACCUUCGCAUGCACGGAAAGGGCAUGCCCAAGGGUACGAUAACUUACACGGCUUCGUUCUUCCCUUGCCUCAACGUCGCCGACCCUGAGGAGGAGGCAGAGGAGGAGGCAGAGGAGGCCAGGGCCGCAAGCGAAGAGCCCAAAACUCCCUCCGACAGACCACUUAGCUCCGCAUCCAAAGCUCCAUCCCGGCAGUCUCUCGAUGUAUCUAGAAAGUCAGUUGACGUUUCCAGGAAAUCGGUGGAUACAGGCAAACUAAGCCCCAGCUUUGGUGAAGAUGGCCGGCCUAUAUCACCAUCGUCUAUGAGGUCGUCGUUAUCGGAAGAGAAGAAGGGUCCGCCCAAGAUCCAUCUGAGCCCUGAGGAGCUUCUCAAGUACGAGAGUGGUAUUCUCAUCUUCAGGCUCAUGGAAACAGAGAUGCCCGAGAGGGACAGCCACUUGGAAAUAUUUGUGGACGAUAUGGCCUACCCAUCUUACACGUCUUCAACGGUGCCAUCAAAGGCGCAUAAAUUCGAUGAGAUUGGCGACUGUGUUAUCCGAGAACUUGACUUUUCUCGCUUAACACUCAAGGCGCGAAAGAAGGGCGAUGAUGUUGACGAUACGUUGGCGUACUUGGCCGGUAAUACGAUGGAGACGCUGAAGCAAUGUUUGAACAACCCCACAACAUUGAAGUUCAAGAGCGACGACGGUAGGACUAGCUGGGUCAAAGUCAGCCUCAAGUAUAUUCCCCUCAAAAUGGAUCUCGAUCCAAGUGAGAGUAUCAACAACAUGGGCAAUCUCCGUGUAGAUGUGUUGAGCGGCCACGACUUGCCUUCAGCGGACAGGAACGGAAAGAGCGAUCCUUACUGCAAAUUUGAACUCAACGACGUGGAAGUAUACAAGACAAAGGUGCAGAAAAAGACGUUGUCGCCCGUUUGGAAUGAAUUCUUUGAGGUAACUGUGCCAUCGAGGACGGGAGCCAAAUUCAUCUGCAACGUCUACGAUUACGAUUUUGCCGACAAACCCGAUUUCUUGGGCGCCACUGUCAUUAGACUUGACACUAUGGAGCCCUUCAAGGCGAUGGAGCAGAGCUACCCGCUAGAUGGCAAGUCAGGAAGCAUCAAGCUUAGAAUGGUAUUCCGGCCUGAUUACGUCACACGAUCCAGACAGGGAACGUCCACGUUCCAGGGCACCUUUGGCGGAGGUUCGCGCAUUGUCACCGGAGUAGCUGGCGUGCCAUUCAAGGGAGCCACCGCCGUGGGCCACGGCGUGGGCAGAGGCGCUUCUUUCCUGAAGCGCGGUAUCCUUGGUAAGAAGGAUCGAGAGAACUCGAAUGGUUCGCUGUCAGAGCUCGCGGAGGCGCCAACGCUGCCGGGUGUGCCCAGCAUCAUUACGAAUGGCAGCGAUUUCCCUGCCAGCAACAACAGCUCCAGGCCAACAACUAGCGCUGUCGACGGUUCCAAGGACUACCCUCCGCAUUUGAUGCCGGAGGGCGGCUCAGGUCAUAAUAGGACUAGGAGCUUUGGCAGUUCUUCCGUUCAUAGUGCCGUCGGUGUCGGCGCACCAACCGGCACGGGUUCAAUUACUGUUGUUGGGGCUUCGGGAUAUCCUCAUUCGACAGAUUUGUAUAUCAGCAUUACGCAAAUCGCCCCCAAGGAAAAGCUUGUUGGUAAGACGAAGCAUCACAAGUCAUCCUCAGGAGAGUGGAACUUUGAUGAGACGUUCAAAAUCAGCUGCUCCCCAGAAGCACAAUUCAAGAUUGAGGCCAAGGGCGAGCAUACGUUUAGCAGUGAUGAUGUCUUGGGCGAGUUUUUCUACUUUAUAGAUGAAACGAAUUCACCAACGCCAAAGGAGGUCACCGUCGGCGGUGGCUUCGUGACUAUCAAGAGCUCGUUUCAGCCUGCAGAAGACAAAUAUCCCGACAGCCCCAAAUCGUUUUCGCGACAUAAGUUCUUGAGCAAGCGAGAGCCGCGGAGUCGAGAAUCGACACCAAACCCUUGA
Molecule: messenger RNA, 4497 nt
Organism: Trichoderma atroviride IMI 206040
Lineage: Eukaryota; Fungi; Ascomycota; Sordariomycetes; Hypocreales; Hypocreaceae
Molecular function (GO): lipid binding
Source: RefSeq, a predicted model, not a curated record